Molecule: messenger RNA, 2010 nt
Organism: Caenorhabditis remanei
Lineage: Eukaryota; Metazoa; Nematoda; Chromadorea; Rhabditida; Rhabditidae
Exons: 14
Coding region: 1-2010 (669 amino acids)
Source: RefSeq, a predicted model, not a curated record
AUGGUCUUGUCUGAAAAUGGGAAUAUUCAGAUGAAAAAUGACCGGAAGUACUGGUAUUUUCUACUUGUACUUGGAGCACUUGCUCUACUCAAUGCAAUUGUUUCGACAAUGAUGAAGCCGUUUGAAUUGAUGCAUCAUUUCUCUGUCAUCAAUAUUCAUUGGAUCAACACAAUUACACUAUUAGCUGGAAUUUCCCCAUUCGUUUUCCCGCAAAAAACUUUGAAAUCUGAAACAGCGAUUGUUGUGGUGAAUAUUCUCAGUUUCUGUAUUUGUAUCAGUUGUGCAUUUGCUGAUCUUGGAAAUCUCGCAAUUAAAUCAUUUGGACAACCGAAUAACACUGGAUUUUUCUCCAAUUUUUUCAGUGAUGAUGAGAUUGAAACGGAAAUCCCCCAACCAUCGAAGGAAAUAUCGGAACACCUUGCCAAGUUGGCUCAAAAAUUUAGAGACCAUCUAAUGGUAUACAACUGCCUCGACUUGGCAAUAUGUGUUCUCGCUGCAUGCAUCUCUCAUAAACUGAUUGUAAAUCGUAUUGAAGCAUCUCCGAAUGUACAUUUGACGGAUAGUCGCCGAUUCCAAGGUUAUGGAGUUGCAUUGAUCAUAAUGACAGUCACGGGAAUCGUGAAUCAUAUGUGGCAACGGAUUAUUAUGGUUAAUCAUAAGCAAGCAAUAUUUCUCGAUAUGCAUACAAUUGAUGAGUUCUCAUGGCUUGUCAUCAAUCUGGCUACAGGAAUUUUUGUAUUCCUCUCAUCGAAAUCGAAUCAAAUCGUUCAAAGUGUAUCGUUCGCUCUGUCAGGAGCCACUAUUUAUCCUUCAUUUUUCUACGCUUGGUUAGAUUACAGAAUAAUGACAUCUGCUCAUUCGAAUUUCCUAUUCCGUCAAGCCAUCACAUCUCUCGUGAUCUCGAUUCCUCAUAUGUUUGUUCUUCUGACAAUUUUCCUCACUUUCAUCAUGACACGACGAGAUGCAACACGAGUACAAUUGACUCAUUUGAAUAAGUUAAUCUUCACAGGAUUCUCAGUUUUCUUCCUGAUUAUUUCGUUAUCUCUCAUCAAUGUCAACUUGUAUGCUCUUUUCACCAAACAGUUUUACAAGAUUUUUCAUAGCAGUGAGCAGAAACUACCAUUCCUCACCGCAUUCCUGUCACUGUUCACAGGAUUAAGUGUUGCCAGCAGGUUCAAUUACAUCACAAUUGCAUCCUCAUUAGUCAUAGGAAUCCUGGCUAUAAAUGCCACUUACUUGCACAUUUUUUCCUAUAUUUAUCUGCAAAUUAAUGGAUAUUUCAUCGAUGGAACAAGCUCAGAAUUCCUCGUUUUGCCAGCUGACAAAUAUGAUAAUGGAACUGAAACAUCAAGUGUGCAUACAAUCGAGACUUCUUUGAAUGUGAUUUCAUUCGUUGGAUCGAGUGUUCUUGUUUUGUUCCUAGCUUAUUUGGCAAGAACUGCUCUCCCGCCACCUGACACCUCUGAAGACUCAGCAGAAGAGCUUGUUGCGAAGAAAAGAUAUGAAAAGAAAGUUCUCGGACUUGGAGUUGUAAUGCUCUUCUCUGCUGUAUUUGUACUUUCUCUGGCCUUUUAUGUCUUCUUUAGAACUCAUAGUCCACAUCCUUUAGUCACAAUAUAUUCACAAUUAUUUCACGUCGUUCUGGCUUUAUCCAUCACAUCAUAUGCACUAUUUCAAGUUCUCGUAGCAGAGCACCUUGCAAAAUAUCCACUUUUGUCGUGUUCUCUCAUCAUUUUGUCCGUAAUCAGAGCAUUGGAUAUUCUGACGCAAAUCGACUACAAAGACAUUGGAAAUCAGCCGGUGACGUGGACAAUUCAUGCACUCGUGGAGUACAUGGCUAUAUUUUUCCACUUUGCCACAAUCGCAAUAAUUUUCCGUAUCGAAGGAGCUGGUCGGCCUCUCAUAGAACCUGCUGAGAUUCCAAUGUCAUUUGAGAAUCCACUUGGUAAUGCGACAGAUGAAAACGGGUACAUCAUGUUGCGAACUGCUGAAAAUGAGCAAGCAGAUUGA